Molecule: messenger RNA, 6977 nt
Organism: Parasteatoda tepidariorum (common house spider)
Lineage: Eukaryota; Metazoa; Arthropoda; Arachnida; Araneae; Theridiidae
Gene: Fur2
Product: furin-like protease 2
Biological process (GO): protein processing
Cellular component (GO): trans-Golgi network; Golgi membrane
Molecular function (GO): protein binding; serine-type endopeptidase activity
Source: RefSeq, a predicted model, not a curated record
UGAUUAAAGGGCCAAUUAAAUCAAUGCAGCUGGCGAUAAAAGCUGUUUUUUAUUAUUCAUUAAUAAAGUCAUUUGACGAAUUGAGAUUAUCAUAUAGAAAAGCUGCUUAAAUUAUAACCUUAUUACUAAUAUUUUAUGAUUCUCGUCUGCCUUAAGCUAAUACAUUAUAUAUUUUUUAUCGUUAAUAUGUUAUCACUUCCAUCUAACCCAACUUGAUGUUAUGAUUGUUUAUAUUUCCACAAUGAUCAGCUGUAUCAAAUAACAAUUUUAUAUAUUCACCAUCAUAUGUAUAUAUAUAGGUGGUAAUUUUUUGGGACAUGUCACUCUAUAGUGUUUACUGCUUUUAUUUGUGAUAGCUUAAUAUAAAUUAUUAAAACAUGUGUAUGUCAAUUGAGUGCCAAAUUCAAAGUAUAUGCUUAAAAUCAUGUAAGAUAAGAUUUUCCUUACUUCAUGUUUCGCUUUUGACUUUAUGUUUACAAAUAAUUAGCUGUGUUGGAGCAGGCCUUCACACAAAUGAAUUUGCUGUACAAAUUCCUGAUGGAGAAGAUGCAGCAAAUGAAAUUGCAUCAAAAUAUGGAUUUAUUAACAAAGGCCAGAUUGGAUCUUUGAAGGGAUAUUACCUUUUUGAGCAUCAUGCUAUUGAGAAAAGAUCAUUAUCACCUAGUUUAUUUCACUCAGAGCAGCUGCAAAAUGAUCCUUCGGUUCAAUGGUGUGAACAGCAAGAAGUCAGGAAGAGAGUUAAAAGAAGUACUUCAAACUCUUUUACUGGAUUCAAGGAUCCCCUAUAUUCAGAGCAAUGGUUUCUUCAUGGUGGAGGCUUUGGUGGUAAUGACAUGAAUGUCAUUCCCGCAUGGAUGGAAGGAUACUCGGGAAAAGGAGUUGUCGUCAGCAUUUUGGAUGAUGGUAUACAAAGUAAUCACCCUGAUUUGGUUCAAAAUUAUGAUGCAAGAGCUAGCUGGGAUAUCAAUGAUGCAGAUUCUGAUCCAAACCCUCAAGACGAUGAUGAUAAUAAACAUGGCACUAGAUGUGCAGGAGAAGUAGCGGCCACUGCUAAUAAUGAAUUUUGCGGUGUUGGUAUUGCAUACAAUUCAAGUAUUGGUGGUGUGCGUAUGUUAGAUGGACCAGUUACUGAUACAAUUGAAGCUACUGCCUUAAGUUUAAAUCCAGACCAUAUUCAUAUUUAUAGUGCUUCUUGGGGACCAGAAGAUGACGGUAAGACGGUCGACGGUCCGGGAAAACUGGCUAGAGCUGCAUUCGAAGAUGGCAUUUUCAAUGGAAGAUCAGGCUUAGGGUCUAUAUUUGUGUGGGCUUCCGGAAAUGGUGGUCGUUACAGUGAUAACUGUAACUGUGAUGGCUAUACAAAUUCCAUCUAUACUAUUUCAGUUAGUAGUGCUACUCAAAGCGGACUUAUGCCCUGGUACUUGGAACAGUGCUCAUCUACUCUAGCAACUACUUACAGUAGUGGUGCUUCUAAUAGGGACCAAAACAUUGUAACUGUUGAUGUUAGCUUUUCUUAUCAAAGAAAAUUGCAGAGAAACAUGAAUCCCGAUCCUUCUGAAGUCUGUACAAGAAGUCAUACUGGUACUUCAGCUUCUGCUCCAAUUGCAGCUGCAAUUUGUGCUCUUGCUUUAGAGGCAAAUCCAAGACUAACUUGGAGAGAUAUGCAGUACAUAACAGUAUUGACAUCCAGGUAUGAGCCAUUAUCGAAAGAAGCGGGUUGGAUUACAAAUGGCAUUGGCAGAAAAGUUAGUACAAAAUUUGGAUAUGGAUUGAUGGAUGCUGCUGCCAUGGUGAGGCUUGCCAGAGGAUGGAAAACAUUACCUGAGCAACAUAUUUGCAUUAAUCCACCCGAUACCACAGAAAGAGUUAUUCCUUCCUCUUAUGGGAGUAUAGUAGAAGCAACUAUAACAACAAAUGGCUGCAGCAAUACCAGAAAUGAUGUCCGUUACUUGGAACAUGUUCAAGUGAAAAUUUCUCUCUUUUUUGUGCCUCGGGGGAAUUUACACAUAACAUUAAUAUCACCGUCAGAUACACAAUCUGAAAUUCUUCUACCAAGACCCCGUGAUAAAAUAGAAGGUUAUUUUAGAGAUUGGCCUUUUAUGUCUGUACAUUUUUGGGGUGAAUCACCUCAUGGAACUUGGAAGCUUAUGAUUGCAAAUGAUGGUGGUCUCGAGACUAUGGAAUCAGGCAAGCUUACAAACUGGUCUUUAAUUUUUUAUGGAACUGAGAAGGUACCUUAUGAAAGAUUUAGUUUGCGAGAGUCUGAACAGGAUAAUUCAGCACGAAGACAUACUUUAGUUCGUGGCAUUACAGAAUUGAAUGAGCCAUAUAUUAACAAAUGUGCUAUGCUUGGUGAGUUUGAAGUUGCUAUGGAUGAUGAACAAACUGAAUGCCGGAGAAAAUGUCCAGAUGGUCAAUAUGGAAGCCUGAAAGAUUUUACUUGUUACAUGUGUGACAAAUCUUGUUCUUCUUGUUAUGGACCCUCUUAUAAUAAUUGCUUAUCAUGUUCGAGGCAUUUUCUGUUGAAGGGCACUUGUGUACAAUCAUGUCCUGAUGGUUACUUUUCAGAAGGAGUUAUUCCUAUGAAUUACUGUUAUCCGUGUCUGUCAUCUUGUUCGUCUUGUCAGUCUCUUGAUACCUGUGAUUCAUGCAAAAAUGGAUUUGUUUUGUAUAAUCAUAAAUGUUUAUCAACUUGCCCUGAGGGGACGUUCAGAGAUCAAGAUGUAUGUGGAAGGUGUGAUAGAUCUUGUGCUUCCUGUUAUGGUUCUCAAGCACAUAACUGUUUGAGUUGUCUUCCUCCAUAUGUUUUACACAACAAUACUUGUCAUCAACAUUGUCCUCAAGGUUAUUAUGCAAACCGUGACGAUUAUGUUUGCACAAAGUGCCACUGGUCAUGUGACUCAUGUAGGGAUGGAGAUUCAUGUACUAGCUGUAAAAUCGAUUGGGAGCUCGAUUCCUCAGAAUUUUGCUCAUAUGUAGGUUCUAACUGCAGAAAAGGUUGGAAUAACCCGGGUAUUGCUUGUGAACCUUGUCAUACUCAUUGUGAGCAAUGUUCAGGUCCUGGAGCCCAAGACUGUGUUCGUUGUGAACAAGGGUACUUGUGGCUGGAAGGUCAGUGUGUGGAAAAAUGUCCUACAGAUUAUUAUGCAUCCCAAGAUGAAUGCAGGGGUUGCGACAAGCAUUGCACAAAAUGCAGUAAUAGUGAAUGUCUUGCAUGUGCUAAAAACCUUCUUUACCACAAAGGAAGAUGUUUGCAUUCUUGUCCUGAUGGGUAUUUUGACGAUUCAAAAGGGAAAUGUGAAAUUUGCCACUCAGACUGUACAACCUGCAUUGGUGGCUCAAAGCAAAACUGCACUUCAUGUUCUCCAAACUUGUAUCUGAAUGAUAAGUCUUGUGAUAAAAAUUGUGCCGAUGGCUACUAUUCAUCACCUUCUGAAAACAAAGGAGAAUGCAUGUCAUGCUAUCCCACUUGUAAAAGCUGCUCAGAAUUUGGACCUUUGUUUUGUGCAACCUGCUAUAGUAACUCAACGUUUUCUGAGGGUGCUUGUAUUCCAUGUUUAGAUGGAGAAUUUUAUAAUAAGAGAAGAAAGAAUUGUGAACGGUGUCACCCUAAGUGUGGUCGAUGUUAUGGUCCUUCUGAGAAUAAUUGCCUGUCUUGCUUUGCACCUUUGAGAUUAGAUGAAGUAAAACAUUUGUGUCUACCUUGCUGUGAUGGAACUCAGAAAAAACCAGAUUGCUGCUCUUGCAGUGCUGAUUUAGAUAUCUGUGUUAAUUCUGAUCAUCCUCGAAGCAUUCUCCUGAACUAUCCGACUGAAGAUUAUGAUGAAGUAGUGAUUCCAAUGAGACACGUGGUACCAAUUGUGAUAGCCAUAUGCUCCUCCGUAGUUCUUCUGUAUGUCCUCUUGUUUGGUAUUCUUCAAGCCAACUCAAUGGGCUGGUGUCGUCUUAAAUCGAGAGUUCAACAGUACGAGCGUGUGCCCAGUAAUUCGGCGGUUAAGUUUGAGACGGAGAUGGAAAAAAUAUCUCUCACUCAGGGUGACUUGGAGGAGGAAGAUGAUAUUUAUGAAAAAGUUUAAAUCAGGGUUGGUACUAUUGGGGACAUUUUUAUCCGGUUUUGACCAUGGUUCGAACUGUCAUAUCAAAAAGGUGUGAGCUGUAAAAAAAAAAAAGACAUAUAUUUUCAUUAUCGAUAUUUUUGACAUUUUAAAAGCUCUUAUAUGAGGGGUUCCUAGAUAACUGCUCUUUAGACCCUUGUCAGAAAUGAGGUAAACAAAAGCAUACACAUUCGAGGACACAGUUUUAUGUUCAAGUUACAAAAAGGCUACGAGUAUCACUAUUGAGGAAAGUGGUGCUGAAAGGAAACUUAUCAAUGUUUCUCUUCUAGAGCUAACAAAAGUUAAAAGGAGACUGGUAAAAGCACAUCCAAGUUUUGUUUGGCAAUUAAACUGGAUUUGGUAGUUAUCCUGCCUUCCUCACUAGUGAUAAUAAAAUUUCGAUGGAAUUUUUGUUUCUUCCUCUCUUAAAUAUAGAUUUGCGAUUCCUAUUGUGUAUUCUUUUGCAACUUCAUUUUUAAAGAUGAUUUUAAAUGUACACAUUAAGGGUAGUCAUUACGGAACACCGUGUUUCAUUAUGUGACCUGAAUAUUUAGUUUUUAUUUUGCUUUAAAAAUAUACUUUUUAAUUUUAUGUUGCAAUUUCUUUUUAAUGACAAGUCAAACAUAGACUAUUUGACAUUUUAUUUUAUCAUUUAAUUAUAAUAAUAAUUUAUUUUUUUCUUUCUUCAAAUUUUUGACAGUUAUAUGUGGUUAAAACCUGGUUUUCAGAAAUCAAUUUUUUGAAGUAAAACUGCCAACCCUGGUAUGGAUGGAUAAAAAAAACUAUACCUUCACUAUGGUGCCUCCUGAUCAAAUUAAGUCUUUCAUAACUUAAAUGUGCUAUCAUUAAAAAAAAAUAUAUGUGACUUAAAUAUUUUUAUAUUUAUUUCUAUUAUAAAUAGAGUAUUGUUGCUUAGUUUUUAGAUUUUAUUGAAUUAUUUAUUCAAUGCUUUUAUGAGCUUUUAUUUUCCUUAUAUGACUUCAUAUCAACAAAUCAUACUGUAGCUGAUCAUUAAAACAACAUGAAAUUUAGUAUUUCAUUUAAAUUUAGGAAAAAAAAGAAGCAAUUAUUUUUAUUAUUGUAUCUUUACUCAAGGUAUUCUGAAUCAGGUUGACAAUUAUCAAAAAUAUAUAGCAUGGAAACGGUUAAAGUUGGAAGGAAAAAAACAAUAAUUCUUGCUGCAGGCUCAUGUGAUAUUGUAUAAAGUUUCCUCUUAGAUUUCUUAGUUUCAGUUCAAGAAAAUUUCAGCAGAUGGCACAGCAAGUCUCUACUACUGUUCUUACUAGUGAUUUCGUAAUUUCGUUCUCCGAUUGCGAUUUGUGAUUGAUUGCAACUGAUAAAGGAUUUGAUAUUCAUUCUUAAAAAUAUUUGUCCCGCAGUGGACUGAGCGUUAAGACACGGUUCCCAGCAGAUCAUCGAAGUCAAGCAUCACUGGCUACGGUCAGUGUGGGGGUGGGCGACCACUUUGAAUAGUCUGUGUAGGGACUGAGGGUGUGCGGUAUUAGUCCUUGUUAAACUGUUCUACAGUAAAGUGCUCGACUUCGCGUGCAGGUCGCCAUCCACUCUGCAGAGGAUCGAAAUUAUGGGGGCAUGUCUUCGGAUCAUCCUCAGGGAUGUUUCCCAGACAGUGGCUAAUAGUCCAUUGUGCAACUCUAGUGCGGCGUAAAUAAACUACAACUACAAUAACUUUUUAAAAAAAAAUUUUAAUGUGAUGCAAUUUCUAAUCAUUUAUCUUUGAUUGACAGAUUAACUUUCUACAGUGCCAUCUGUCAAUAAAUUUUCGAACUAAAGCUAGGAACUCUUUAAAUGAAAUUUUCUUAUUAACAUGCUUGUCGUAUUAGUCGCACGAGUGAUCUACAAAAUAUUUUAAUUAACCUUGAAGCAAAAAUGGAAGCUGAGAUACCUUAUUAAAUGCGUAUUUGAUUUUAAGCUGUGAGAAAUAUCUUUUUCAAGCAAACUCUUGGAUUUGGUCACCUAACAUUUUGUUUGUGACUGAACUUUUCUAAAACUUAAACAAAAUUGUAGUUAUUGAUUCUUAAAACAUUUGUGUUUAAUAUUGAUUUGCUUCUUCAACAUUUUAUUAUAGCUAGAUUGUGAUGAAGAAUGUUGUGUUAUUUAAUCUAUGUUUUAAAAGUGUGGAAUGAGCCUUUUUAAUCUUCAACUGCUGAUACAACAGUUGGAUUAGAAUAACAGGCUUUAACCCGUUAAGCGCUAUACCGCCAUAAGUAAAAGGUUGUGUUGUGAAUAUGUUGGGUAUUGUUGAAUUUUUGAUACAAACUUUAGAUUUUGACCCGAAGGAAUUAAAAACUGAAAAUUAAAUUGUAUAUAUCAAAAUAUAUUACAGCUUUUAGUAAAAAUAUUUAUUGUGAGCAUAAUUAUUUUUUAUUUAGUUUUUUAUUGCUUUCAAUUGUUUCAGACUGUGUACUUGAAACACUAUCAAUUGAUGUUGUCAAAUAUGACAACAUUUAUUAAUUUAAUCAAUAUUUUUAAUUUGGAUAUUUGCUUUUAUUCUGCACUGAUAUUUAUUUCAUCACUGACCUACCUUCUUCUACCCAAUAAUAUAACUUUGAAACUUAUUUAAUUUCGUAAGAAUUUGAUAUAAAAAAUAUAAUACACAGUUUUUGCAAAAAUGAUUUAAAUUCAAUUUUGAAAAAAUGCUGUGAGAAAAGUUUUAUCUUUUUAAAUGCAUUGUUGAUAUAAAUUUUUUGAAUUAUUUAUUCAUUAUCUGUAGACAUCGAAUUUCGGAGCUGUGUUCUUUUUUUCAGUAACUUCAUCAUUUGUCGAUCUUGAAUUGCUGCAGGCAGUGCCAAUGUUUUACAAAAAUUUUAAAAGUAUUUCCCCAACAAUUAAGUUUCACUCUUUAAAUCUUGACAUAUUGCAAUA